Messenger RNA from Pocillopora meandrina, 4043 nucleotides. Lineage: Eukaryota; Metazoa; Cnidaria; Anthozoa; Scleractinia; Pocilloporidae. The record is from the annotation of a GenBank genome assembly.
UCAGGAAAUGUGAAAACCUUGACAAGGAAGAAGUUCACUUUCUAGAACGUUGAUUAUAUUGUUAAAGCUGUUUGUGGAAUCUACUCAAAACACAUAUCUGCUGAUUUUCGCUCAUUGGAAGAGCCAUUUUUUCAAAACUAUUAAAUGAACUCGCGAUAUGAGCUCAUCUCCGUAUAACUGGCAGUCUGAGAAAACGUCUGUGCAGGAUGCAAUCUCCUUCCUCUUUAACAACGAAAUAGUGAGCGAUGUACAUUUUAUGGUCGGGAAAGGCACUCAGAGGCGACGAAUUCCUGCCCACAAAUUUAUACUCGCUGUAAGAAGCGCUGUUUUUGAUGCUAUGUUCAAUGGUGGAAUGUCAACAGAGUCAGACGAAGUGGAACUACCCGACGUUGAAUAUUCAGCUUUCCACUCCUUGCUUCGAUUUAUUUAUACUGACGAAGUACAAAUUGGACCCGAAACAGUAAUGACGACUCUUUACACGGCCAAAAAAUACGCGGUGCCAACUCUGGAAAACGCCUGCGUGGAUUUCUUAAAGAAGAAUUUAAGUCCAGAUAACGCUUUCAUGUUGUUGAGCCAAGCCAGACUGUUUGAUGAACCUCAAUUAGCAGACCUAUGUCUCGAAUGUAUUGACAAGAACACUGCAGAGGCGAUUGCAGCGGAAGGCUUUACUGAUAUUGAUUUUGAAACACUUUGUGUCGUUUUGCAAAGAGACACUUUGUCCAUCCGCGAAAGCCUUUUGUUCGCUGAAGCUUUGAGGUGGGCUGAACACGAAUGUCAACGCAGGAGAAUACCCUCCACUCCAGAAAACAAAAGGUCAGAUUAUAAGAAUUGAUAAGCUUUUAAAAUUUAGGAUGCGCUUGAGAACCCUUUGGAGCUCAUCUCCUCAGUUGUUAGCUCUGCGCAAUCAAGCACGUAGCAAUAAGGAGAUACAGGUAUCAUUCAAUUAGAAACAAGUUUCAGGCGUUAGGGGUAGGGCCAAGAAUAGGGAAUUGAUUGAAAAUAUGUACAGAGAUUAAUCUUCUUUAUGCUUCUAGGAUCGAAACAAUAUUGCAUGAAUUUGUAUAUGAGCAGUGGCACUGCAUCUUUCAGUAUCAAACUAAUUCUACUUUGAAAAGUCAAAGAAGUGUAAAGGGGGGAAUUGCUGAGAGGAGUCAGGUGUUUUUAUUUUUGCGUGGUGUUUUUGUCAUUUUGUAUUGUUGAUGGGGUUUUUUUUCUCCAAUUCUACUGUGCUCUGAAGUUUGCUAACCAUGAUAUAAGGGAUUUUCUAUUAUUUUGGAGUUUUGGUGGUCAAACCAAUUUUUUGUGAAAUCGGAUCAUCUGUAAUAAUCCUAAUACUUCAACAAUACUGUUCUUAAAGGUGGUGUAUGUGACCUGGAGCCUUUGAUAUAUGUAAAAAUAAAAAUUCCAUUUUCUAUUGACAAAAAAUUGUAACCAUAAUCAUUCCUAAUAUUUCUUGUAGAAAUGUUCUUUCAAGGGCCCUGUACAUGAUCCGCUUUCCGCUAAUGACCAUAGAGGAGUUUGCAGCUGGUGUUGCACAGUUUGGAAUCCUCACUGACAGGGAGGCAGUCAGCUUGUUUCUUUACUUCACUGUCAACCCUAAGCCUGAGGUCAAUUUCUUGGACAAGCCACGCUGUUGUUUGACUGGUAAGGAAAAGGCAGUUUGUCGCUUCCAAAAAGUUGAGAGUCGUUGGGGUUACAGUGGUACAAGUGACAGGAUACGAUUCACAUGCAGUCGAAAGAUCUUUGUGGUGGGUUUUGGCCUUUAUGGAUCAAUGUAUGGUCCAAGUGACUAUCAAGUAACUAUUCAAGUCAUUGCGACAGAGACAGGAAAAAUUCUUGGCCACAAUGAAACAGCAUUCAGCAGUGAUGGCAGCGACUCCACUUUCCGUGUUAUGUUUAAGGAGCCAAUUGAGAUUCAAGCUGGAGUAAGUUACACUGCCAGUGCAACUUUGAAGGGUCCUGAUUCACACUAUGGCACUUCAGGUGGAAAGAAAGUUGUUUUUGAAACAGAGCAGAAAGAAAAGAUAACUUUCCAGUUUUCAUAUGCCACUGGAAACAAUAAUGGUACCUCCAUAGAGGAUGGACAGCUACCAGAACUAAUUUUUUACACCUGAUCAGGAAACAACUGUAUACAUGUAGAAGGACUCUAAAGAAAUCAUCAUAUACAGUGUACACUCAAAAAACUUUCCCGGUUAUUGUACAUAUGUCAUUAUUUUGUUUGAGUUUGCUUUCUGUUGAGCACCUGCUCUUCUGGGCUUCAAUGUUUUGAAUGCUUUGCUUGAGGUUAAAUUAGUUUUAAGGACAACAAGCUGUCUACCCUGUAUAUUGUAGCCUAAGAUGACCUUUAUUUUGUAAUGAUUAAUUAUCACACUUAAAAGUGUGAAAAAAGAGGAUAAGAAGUGUAUUGAAAAGUAAAUAACAAAUCUUCCAUAUAAAUAGGAGACUCCAACUAAUAAGGUUAGACAUUAAGAUGUGAGAGUGCACAGUAAUGAGGUGAUAUUAAUAUUCUGUGGAGGCACUGAAACAGGCUCCCAUGUAGAGAAAGUUGAAAUGUAGUGAAAGAUGAUAAAAAUUUGCCAUAGAGUUUGGGUGGAGUAGGAAACUUCUCUGACUGGUCAUGGGAUGUGUGAGCCAUGUACAUACAUGGGCCAUUGAAGAAAAAGGAAAUUCACAGAUUUUACAGUAGAUCUAUCAUCAAGAAUGGAAUUAAUAUCUUGAUGUGCCUCACCUGUGUCACUUUCUUUCUUUCAAGGGGGAUAGUUAUGCAAAAAUGUUUUUAUGUGACUCCAGAGAGAAGUUAGUACAGCUUUAAGGAGUACCUUGGGCUUAUGAACAUUUACUGGAACACAUCAUAAGUUUAAUCUUCUAACCCUCAAGAUCUCAAUCAGUAGUUCUCCUUUUUUGUCUGUCAUACAUUUCUUAUAAUUGUCAUUUGAGAAUUUGGUGUUUGUUGAAAAAUCAUCUCCUAGUAAUAUUUUCAUUAACUCUCGUCACUUGUGUGCAUGACAUAGUAUUGAAAUUGGAGAGAGAAACUGAUCUUAGUCACUCCUGGGUGUGGAAGGGUCAUCAAACUAAUGAAACUUCAUAAAAACUAUUCAGUAUAUUGAAAUUAAAUUAUUGUCCCAAAGAUGUCUUAUAAAGUAAUUGCCAGCAUGAUUAGGAGUAACUUAUUCAGGUGUAUAGCCAGCUUCUCCACCAGUUGUAAGCCUGUACCCAAAGAAAGUUCCAUUUUUGUUUAAGAGUUAGCAAGAGCUGUCUCAUAAAAGUCAAUGCGCAGAAAUAAAUUGCAUGCCCAGAUCAACUGGACUAUAGGCUGGCUAUGCCCCUGUUUAUUAUCUCAUUGUAAAUUUUUGCUGAUUUGUUGAACUACUGGUACAUGUAAGAUCUUUUUUGUUAAAGAUGCUUUCAUUACAACUUAAGUUUGUCUCUAGCCUUUCUUUUACAGUUACUCCAAGCCGUAAACAAGUGUGUUCUUUAGACUCGCAUUUGAAUUUGCCAUCAAAUUUAUUAAAUGUGACUGACAUUGAAUUAAAUUUUGUAUUGAUCGUGUGCGAUGUAAUGUUCCCUACAGUAGAUAUAACAGGAUAAUUGAGUUUUUGGAGGGUUAAGAUGACUUUGAGAAAGUUAUGAAAGUAAUGGUAAGAUUGGAACUUAAUGUAACUCAAACGUGCUCCUAAAGAAAGCCAAACAGACUCCAAACUAAGUUGUUUUUGUUUGUUUGUUUGUUUGUUUUUUGAAGGAGAAACUUGCUUCAGAAACCUGCUUAAGAUAAAAAAGUUAACUUAUAAUUGCGUUUUGAGGCUCUAAAGAGUAUCCUAUUCAUUCCAAAUUUGUCUUCAAACGGGUCUCCUUCAACAGGAAGAAACAAACAAUCAAAUAUUGCCCUUUGUAAUAGCAUAAUACAAUAGUCACAACAACUGCUAAGAGAAAUCUUUAAAGAACCACCAAUAAUAUACAGAAAGGGGUGUUCACUCAGACAUACUUAUGAGAGCAAAGUUAUAAAGAAGGCAAGUAAACUGGACAUACCACGGAGUCGAAUAAAA